CCCAAGUUUCUUCAAACUUUCCUCCACUUUGCGCUUCGAAGCGUCAAUCCCUAACGCUUGCUUCAAGACAAUGUGCGCUCAUGAUCGUACCGACGCCCCCCCCUCCUCAAGCUCCUCCUCCCGCCGCAGCAACAAAACCUCCAACCUCACGCUCCCCUACAUCCAGAGCCUCUUCGUCAUGCGUCAGAAGGAAGCCGCCGCUCUGCUGGGCUUCUCCAACACGACGAUGAAGCACGUGUGUCGGAGGCUGGGGAUCAGCAAGUGGCCCUACUCCCGAGUCCGGCCGAGAGCCUCGACCAUCGUCGCCGAAGGCCUUGACCCCCCCCGAGAGCCGAGCGAGGAGCGUGCGAGACAAGGGGUCGACGACGAGAGCGAGGGAGGAGGCGGGGGAGGCAGCGAUGAAGGCGGAGAGGAGGAUACGGGAGGGCUUGAGGGGCAGGGGGGCUUGAAGGAGGAGAGGGGGAGAGGGGCAUGGGCAGGGAGCAGGAGCUUGUCUACGCGGGAGUGGCUGGAGGAGGCGCUAGAGCAUGUGCAGUGCGAAUGCUGCUCGGAGAAAUCACAUUUGAGGCACAGAGGCCGUGACAGAAGGAAGGUUUUGAGACUGACUGAACAUGUGGAUGCUGCGCUUAGAGGGUCCAACGGAAGCGGUAGAGCAAGUAUGUUGGGUUCUCCCUGUAUGGACCGCUGGAAGGAGGAGGUUUUGCUGUACACGCAACAUUCGGGAAUGAGAAAGAGCAGCACCUGAGGAAGAAACCUUUUGUCCUUCU
This is a messenger RNA of Guillardia theta CCMP2712, 767 nucleotides long. RefSeq lists its product as hypothetical. The transcript has 2 exons. The coding region runs from base 71 to 745 and encodes 224 amino acids. The record is from RefSeq and is a predicted model, not a curated record. NCBI's taxonomy places the organism in Eukaryota, Cryptophyceae, Pyrenomonadales, Geminigeraceae.